AAAGACUCAGUCUUGGACAAGAUGGCCGGUCGGACGAUAGUAGUCGUAUACUAUCUCGCGUUAAUUUUCCAUUUCGUUCUACUGACGGAGUGCAAUUACGGCGUAAGAUACGGUGACAGGGCGAAGCGUUUGCACAUUACGGAGGACGGCGAUUCACCGUAUAGGAAACCGCUGAUCAUUGACAGGCGGACAGGCGCGGAUGAGGAUGGGCACGAAACGUCAUUCGGGCGUACGCGCAGGGACGUGCCGCCCGAGCACCCAAACAAUAACCCAAACAUCACGACCAAGGUCAAUGCUUUAAACGAUUCGCAUCAACAACUGAUGGUACAUUGGGUCGGGGAAGGUUCCAAUGUGAUAAUAUGUUUAGCAAGGGAUAGCACACCAGUGGUGCGCUUCCAAGGUGGCAGAUUUUCCUCCCCGACCCAUCCUAGCGCCGUUUACAUCAGUUACGACUAUGGUGAUACGUUUGAAAAUAAGACUGAUCAGUUCAGGAUUUCGUCCGAUCCCAACGCUGAAUACGCAGUCGUGGAUAAAUUCACCAAUCAUCCUAAGUUCUAUCAAUACUGCGUUUUCGUGGACAGCCUACACAAUUUAAUUUUUCUAACGUUUAACAACGGCAAGACUAUUCGAAGGAUUCCCGUACCAUUUCAUCCGAGUGAGGUCUCGUUUUACGAAUUGGAUCCACGAGUACUCGUCGCACUGGACAAAGUCGAUCCAAUGCGGAAGUUGUGGUUGUCGACCGAUCGUGGAUUAGUCUGGGUACCAAUACAACACUAUGUGAAGGCCUUUUACUGGUCACCUUAUCGUGUUCUAUUGGUCGAACGCACAGAGCCUACUGGAACGAAUACAGUCUUGAAACUGGAUAUGCAAUAUUUGCUCUGGUUUCAGACCCGAAAUUUUUCAACUUUGCGAGUGAGACCUUCCUUACGAAAAGAAUUUGGUGUUGUCAUCGAGAAUGUCGAGGAUUUCCAAAUCAAAGGCGAUUACAUGUUUACUGUAAAAAAUUCAAAGAACAGAACGUCAGAGCAUCUGGAUCUCCAUGUGUCUUACAAAAAUCAAUCGUUCGUUGUGGCGCAAUUUAACACGGAAUUAGAUUGCAAUGAUUACCAUAUUGUAGACGUAUCGUUUAAUCGAGUUUUCAUCGCGGUAUCGCAUAGUGAGACUAUGGUUAAUCUUUAUGUGUCAGAAGUCAUAGAUCAUGAAAAGGCUAUAUUUACAUUAUCUCUGGAGGGUAUUUUUACAUUUUUCCUCAACAGCACUUGGAAGGAUAGUUGGUUGAACGAUGUGGCUGACGAGACAUUCACAGACUUGUAUAAAGUCGAAGGUCUUCGAGGUAUAUACAUAGCAUCACGAGUCAAAGGUAACCCGAAAACAGGAGGUAUCAGCUCAAUCGGACCAGAACACUUGGAAUCGGUAAUCACUUUCGAUCAUGGUAGCACUUGGAACAAUAUUAAAGCACCGACGGCAAAUUAUGAAGGCUUCUACAUCCAUUGCCCGAAAGAUUGCUCAUUGCACUUGAGUCAAAGAUUCAGUCAGCUGUAUCCGGUAACGAGAUCUGUCACGAUCAUGAGCUCGAAAUCGGCGCCCGGAAUAAUCAUGGCCACCGGCGUAAUUGGAUCCAGUUUGAAAGGUCACCCUGCGCUCUAUGUCUCGCGGGACGCAGGUCUUACAUGGAAACAGGUGUUGAAAGAAUACUACUUUUUCAACAUGGGCGAUCAUGGAGGUCUGUUGGUGGCAGUAAAAUAUUUCAAAUCGCGCGGAGAGACCAGAGAUAUCUCAUAUUCAGUGGAUGAGGGCGAGACGUGGCAAACUUAUGAGUUCAACGAAAAGAUGUUACGUGUUUACGGUCUCAUGACGGAGCCUGGGGAAAACACCACGGUAUUCACCAUGUUCGGAUCGGACAGCGGACAACAUCAGUGGCUCAUAAUCAAGGUCGAUCUACGGAAUGUAUUCGAGAGAGAGUGUACGGAAGAUGAUUACAAAUUCUGGUCUCCGUCGAGUAGCGAUCAACCAGUUAUGGCAUGCAUAUUGGGACGUAAAGAAACGUAUCAGAGACGCGCGGCGCGUACUAACUGCUAUCAGGGUGUAAAUUAUGAUCGACCAAUGCGAUUGAAAAUCUGUCAGUGUGACGCAAACGAUUAUCAAUGCGAUUACGGUUUUACGCGCGUCGGAAAUCCAUAUCAUUGUAUUCGCAACAAAUUAAUUACUGAUUAUGAUCCUUAUGCCGUACCGAGCACAUGCCAGCCUGGCGAAUUUUACAAUCGCACAAAGGGCUACGUGAAGUUGGCCGAUGAUGAAUGUUCUGGCGGUCUCGCGAGAAAUUUCGAGCCUGACGAGAUACCGUGCCCGAUGGAUGAAACACCAGAAUUUCUGUUGGUCGCUCAACGAGAGCAUAUCACGCGAAUUGAUCUGAAGGACAACAAAAUAGAGAUGCUACCCGUGCACGAUCUGAAGAAUGUGAUUGCCAUCGAAUUUGAUAUGAAGAACAAUUGCUUGUAUUGGGCGGAUAUUGUAAACGAUACAAUCGGUAGACAAUGCCUGAAAAACGGUACCAACUAUCCCGAAGUUCUCGUCGAAAACGAUUUAAGUUCUAUUGAAGGAAUGGCUUUUGAUUGGGUGUCCAAAGUUCUCUAUUUCGUGGACGGUGUUAAAAUGAGAAUACAAAUAGUUCGAACAGAUAUAUCCACUAUGGGCAGAAUGCGCAGAACGAUAUUAGGCCCGAACGUGUUACAGAAACCGAGAGGUAUCGCGGUUCAUCCCAUGAAUGGAUACAUAUUCUGGACCGAUUGGUCACCCGGCAAUGCCUCCGUCUCUCGCGCCAAUUUGGACGGCACGGAUGUCAAGCGAUUGUUUGUCAAACCAACAGUCGAAUGGCCGAACGGAAUAACAAUCGAUCACAUUGCCGAACGUAUUUACUGGGUGGAUGCCCGGUUGGAUUAUAUUGCUUCUUCGGACUUUGAGGGUAAAAGGUUUAAGAAAAUCAUCGCUAACGACGCGCGCGUGUCGCAUCCGUUUGCAGUUGCCGUGUUGAAAGAUAAUAUGUACUGGGAUGAUUGGAAACAAUCGAUGAUAUUUGUCGCUAAUAAGGACCAUGGUGUCGGAAUCAACACAAUAAUUGGUUUCCAGAUCGUAGGUUUGAUGGAUUUGAAGAUCUUUGCGCAUAGCGUGCAAGUCGGCACGAACGAAUGCGCGACGAAUAACACGUGUUCGCAUAUCUGUCUGGGUGCGCCUGGGGGCAGCCAUGUGUGCCUUUGUCCGGAUGGUAUGGUAAUGACGGACGGAAAAUGUCUUUGUCCAGGUGGCAUCAAACCCUACGACAAUUCGACAUGCCCACGCAUCGCCAGUACCUGUUCGUCAAAUCAGUUUGCUUGUAAUAACGGCGUGUGCAUCCCCGAAUUCUGGAAGUGCGAUGGCGAUAACGAUUGUGGCGACAACUCGGACGAGGUCAACUGCAAUCGUGCUACGUGCAGCCCUAAUAACUUUGAAUGCGAUGGCAACAAAUGUAUACCGAAAUACUGGGUAUGCGAUAUGGAUCGUGACUGUAAAGACGGUAAGGACGAGCAAAAUUGCACAUACGCCAAUUGCACGGAUCUGUUACGCUUCAAAUGUGACAGCGGUCGCUGCAUCUCGCAUCGAUGGCGCUGCGAUGGCGAGGAUGACUGUCGGGACGGUUCGGAUGAACGUAAUUGCACUGGAAACCGAGUUUUACCAAGCACGUGUCGAUCCGACGAGAUCGCUUGCAAAUCUGAUCAUUCGUGCAUACCAACUUCUUGGAAAUGCGACGGCGAACCAGACUGUGACAAUGGCGCGGACGAAGCGGAGUGCAGCAACAUGGUGUGCGAACCAUGGCAGUUUACAUGCAACAACACCAAGGAUUCUGGGCAUCGGUGCAUAUACAAGUCAUGGCAAUGCGAUGGCGACAAGGAUUGCCUAGAUGGUUCUGACGAAUUUAACUGCACCAUCACUACCACGCCGGCGUUUAUCCCACCGAUGAGCCUGCCAACAAAUACCUGCAACGAUUGGAUGUUCUUGUGUCAGAAUAAGAAGUGUGUGCCAUACUGGUGGAAAUGUGACAGCGUGGACGACUGCGGCGACAAUUCGGAUGAGAUUAGCUGCGGCAGCGAGGCGGAAGGCACAUUAGAAUCUACAUCGCUGCCAAUUCACACAACUGAACAACCACGCAUCUGUCGCGAACAUCAGUUUCAAUGUUACAACGGCGAUUGCAUCGAGAAUGCGUGGAUAUGCGACGGCUCCAACGAUUGUCCAUCCGGCGAGGACGAGCAGCACUGCGAACAGACACAUGCAUCGUGCCGCGAGAACGAUCAAUUUAUGUGCCGUCAGGAUGGCUCAUGUGUACCUCUAUCUCACAUUUGCAACGGCAUUGAGGAAUGCCCGGACGGCAGCGAUGAGCUUGGCUGUCAUACAGAUCGUGACACGAGCCCACCCGCCACCCCGUCUUGCUUCGUUGGUCUUUUCCCAUGUGACGAAACGCGUUGCUUCCCAUUGGCAUCCUACUGCGACGGCCAUCAAGAUUGUUUUGACGGUUUCGAUGAGAGUAACUGCGAAAAGAACGGUACUCGUGUAUAUCAGGUACUGGUGAUGGGUGUGGACGAACGUUCCAUUAACGACAGCACUCUCUUCCUCUAUUGGUGGAUGCCAAUACCAUCGAACGUUACAUUUGAGUUCCUGCCUUCAAUCGCGCGGGUUACUCCGGGCGCCAAGUGGACCAACGCCAGCGAGUGGAUCGAAGACACCGAGUAUCAAUUCAACAAUCUCGAGGCUUGCACCAAGUACAAUUUGACUGUCUAUGUCAAGGUGAAGGGUCAAAGCAAAGUAUUCCCACCAGCUAAGUAUCUAGUCGUAAGGACUGGCGAAGGCGUGCCAUCCGAGCCAUGGAACGUAACAGUCACGCAGAAGAACGGCACUCGCGUAGAGGUCUCCUGGCUACCACCUCAACAUCCAAAUGGUUUGAUCAUCGGCUAUCAAGUUUACAUCACACCGCCUAUACCACCGAUGGAGUUUUCGCGGCAAAAAACAUCCGCGAUCAUUGAUAUGCCAUUCGAGGCAGGCAAGAAUUACUCUUUUUGGAUUGUAGCGAAAAACCGACAAUACGAAUCGUUUUCGUCGAAAGUUGCCACAUUGACGUUCGAUGGCUCGGCCAACAUCGACGACAUCGAAGGUCUUCGCGUGGUGGCGACGACGAAUCACUCCGUCACGCUAACGUGGAAUAAGACGAUAGACGUGGACGGUUAUCACAUCACUCCUAGAGCACCACCGGCAUAUCCAACAUUACAGACCAUUACGACCAUGGACAAUCUAUACGAGGUGACAAAAUUGGCGCCAGGUGUCAAAUACACUUUUGAGGUCGGUGCAAUGAAGAAAACAUACGUUGGUAAGGUCGCCAUGGUGACGGCUACGACGAACGGCACCGCGCUGCCGAUAAUAACGAAGUUUGACGCGCAAUUGGUAAAGUCUCAGAGAACGACCGUGAAACUUACUUGGGAUCCGCCUAAGAGCACCAAGAAGAUUAAAUUGCAGUAUGCUGUUCAUUACGCCACCAAUAUAUUCAAUUUCUUUAAAGCUUACAAAUUUAAAACCACUAAUCUCACGGCUACGAUCAAAGAUUUGGAAGCGUGUGAAUCAUAUUUCUUUGCCGUUGGCGUUAUCGGGGAUUAUGGAGCGGGACCUUUAUGUCAACCGAUCACGGUUCCGACAUAUUUCAAUCAACGUGCUCCUCCGAAAAGGUUGCGAGUAACACCAUCGCCGGAUAAAAAUGACAGUAUAAUCGUCUCAUGGAGCGCGAGUUGUCCCACGAUCGACGAACCGAUCAGUUACACGAUUUCUGUUACGGAAACGAUCCUCAAUAAGCAAGUAGUUGUGACAUUACCGCCCACUAACGAAACUAUCAUGAAACAUACCUUCCAUUCGAUCAAAUACGGCGGAAAGUAUAAUAUUACGGUAGCGACUGAUGUUGAAAAUGCCAUACCCACUCAACCUUUUGUUUAUGUGGCACCGAUGAUCAAGCCGCCUCAUCAAGUUACCGUCUUGCACGAUAAUAAAGACUAUCUAAUAUAUUGGCAAGAGCCAGAUAUGCCGAAGGAUGUUAAUCGACACAUCGAAAUUUUGGUAGCCGAGGGAUCGACAAAGAUAAACGAAUCGACGGCUAGCGUCUUCUUGACUAAGGAUCCAUCGCCUUAUCGUUAUAAAGACGCUAAAACGGGUACGAUUUACACCUUCGCUGCACGUUUGGUCACGGAGGACGGAUAUCAAAGCCCAUUGAGUGAAACUUGGAGCACGCAAUUUUCAGGCUCGCAACUCCCGGUGAUAAUGAACACGUCGAAUAUACUGUCUCUUGCUAUACCGAUCUGCUUGGUCGUCUUAAUGCUAGGUGCAGCGCUAGCGUAUUUCAUCGUUCGACAUAGAAGAUUAUCUAACAGCUUUACGCAAUUUGCCAAUAGUCAUUACGAUACGAGGCGGGGACAAGCUACCUUCCCAGGCACGACAGACGGUUUAGAAGAAGAAGAUAGCCCUGUGAUCCGAGGCUUUUCAGAUGACGAACCUUUGGUAAUCGCAUGAAUACCAUAUAUAUAUAAACAAAAUAUUUACGUGUUAAGAGAGAAAAGAUGUGCCAAGACACUAUUAAUAUGAUAAUUUUGAAUAUAUAGAUAAAAUUUUAUGAUGAAUGGAGAAAAGCUUUUAUAAAAACGUCUCGAAGCUAGAUAAAUAUUGUUAACUGUAGUGUUACUUGCUAUUAUAGUUAACAAUUGGUAGAUUCACAGAUUGCACUUAGGAUGUUUACAUAAGAGCUUUUCGCGCCGUUACAUGAUACGUUAUAGAAAUAUGGUAUACAUGUACAUCACAAACGAUCAAGAUGGCUACCUGCCGUAUAGUUGGAGAGAGGCCGUUGCAUCUUAAAUUCGAAUGUAAAAAGAAAUCAAGACAGCUAUAGUUUGAAAAUGAAAUUUAUCACAUCUAACAACGGAAAUAGAUGCCAGAAGAAACGGCAAUUUGUAUAUAGUAAAUAUUUUUUAUGGGUCGCGAGAUUGUGAGAUUUUCGAGAUAUCACACAUUUGGCGAGAUGCAUUUUUAAUAUUGUAUUUAUAUGACCUAUGUAUGUGUGAAGAAACUUUUUUUUUUUAAAUCUGUAUACAGAUUUGUUGAUGCGAAAGUGAGUUCCCGAUAUUGUACGAAAACUUUUUUUAUUGAAAAUUAUUUUAAUAUUUUAACAAAUCCACAGAUGCCAUAAAUUCUUUCCAUAUAGCAAGUGCAUGACCAAAGUAAUGCUUUCUUCUAUGCCGCAUUUGAAAGAUCAGUAUCAGUCUCGUUUAAUGGCGAGUACGUUUUUAUAACAUUUUAUUUGAAGAGUUCCUUGGCUUGAGCAAGUCUUUGUAUUCGACGCCAACUAUCAUUAUCAAGCCUAUGAUGCGGCAUUGAAAGAAGUUGUUAUAAGCGAGUUUCUAUCUCGCGAAAAAAGGUGACCUGACCCUCGUAUAGAGGUGUGCUGCAAUUACUGCAAGAGAAUAUUUUGAAUAUUCCAAUAAUUAUGUAUAAUUCUGUAAUAAAAGCGAACUGAGUGUUGGACAAGAGAGACGCGAUUUGAACAUAAUAUUAAGAAAUUUUUCACCUUAAAGUUAACAAAAAAAUAUGGGAUAUUAUGUUUUGUGCGAAUAAUAUACAUUACAUUUUUUACAUUAAGAAUGACACAUUUUAUCAAGAUUGGGUAUUUUUAUUUUUGGUUAAGAGGAAUUUACACAAGGACAUCAAUGAGAAAGCAACAAAUCAAUGGCACUUUCAAGUGCGAAUGAAAUGGUGACGACGCCGCGUCAUGAUUCUUGAAUUAUACAAUUCAACAAAAGAAAAAAGACAUAAGAAAAAAAAGUAAUGUUUCUUAUAGUUUUUUUAAAAUGCUCUAUCUCGUUACAAUUUUAAAAAAUUUGAAAUUAAAAUUAUAAAAAAGGACUUUUAUUUUUAUAUAAUUUAUGUUACAAUUAUAUGUAAUCUGCUCUGGAAGACUUUUAUUCGCUUAAAAUUAAGUAUGUAUUCAUUUUUAGAACAGUUUGAAAUAGUAAGAAAGAAUCUAUUAUCUAUUUAUAAAGAAGAGAGUUUUAUAUAUCUCUCUCUCUUUUACAAUUAGUGUCCUACUUAUUGCAACGGCAUUACGAUUAUUUGGUUAUAGGAUAUCUAAAUCUGAUAUUUUUUUCUCUUCGCUCUAAAUCAAUUUUUUAGAUCUUUUUUUUCAUCAAGCGGAUAAUUUUACCAACUUUUUUUUUAUUGGAAAUAUAUGGGAUGACUAGACCAAUAUCGAACCCGGAUUUGCCACUAAUUAAAUAACAGUUCUAAUAUGGAACUGGCUUUAAAAUAAAUUUAUUGCAAGAAUUAAGAUUAGUAAGAUUUUCAUUUUUAAACAUUAUAUCAAUUUUGAUAAAGUUAAAUUAGAUAAUUAAGGAGAGUAUGAACAAUUUAUCAAUUAAUUUUAAAUAACGAAUUCAAUGUGAUGUAAAAGCAAGAGCUUUGAACAUCCACUAUUGAGUAUUUCAGUUCGAAUUUUUGAUUUAUUUGCAAUCUCAAAAAUCUUUAAAAAUUUUGAGAUUUCUAUUAAUAUGAAUAUAUAUAUAGAAUUAAUUUUAAGAGCGAUAAAACAUUUUCAAUAUGUCACCAGCCAUAGCAUUGCAAAUUAAAAGAAGUCCAUUUAUACAAUUUAAAGUCUUUCAAAAUUGUAACGUGAUAGAGCAUUCCGAAUUUUUCUUCAGCAUAAAAAAAAAGCUACAUGUGAUUAUCUUGAUUCUUAUGUUUCAAGAGAAAAUCAUUUUAUAUUGAGCUGUAUUAUUGUAAAUAAUAUCCAAAUGUAUUUUAAAUGAUGAAUUUUCAUCAUUUAAUCUACACUGGAUUAUUUGUAAAAGACAUUAAUGAUUAAAAUCCGCGAUCUUGCCGUGAUGAGAAAGAACCGUCAUAUCGACAAAAUCCUUUUUAUAUUCCUUUCGUUGUAAAUGAAAUUUCACGCAGUGAUUAUAUUUUUUUCGCAGAACCUAACGAGAAAGUUUAGAGAUAAAGUUGACUGUAUUCUUGAUUAAUCGUUCUGUUUGUGUCUCAUUUUGUUAAUGGAAAGUAUGACGUUACGAGUUCCUAAAAAUGUUUGUUAGUUUGAUCAAUUUGCCGAGUCGAUAUGAUUGAAAAAUGUGUGAGGCAAAUCAAACGGAUAGAGAAGUCAGAAUCAACAAAGCAACAUUUCAUAAGUCGAGCUUUUACUGUUUUAUAUCAUUAUUAAAUUAAAUUAAUUUAAUAAUAACAGCAAUAAGGCUCAAAGUAUUAACGAAAUUAAUUUAAGUUUCGAAAGAAUAAACAAUUAUAAAUGUAUAUUCUGUUGUAUUCGUAAAACGUUUAAUAUUCUUUUUAUUUAAUGAUUUGUGUGAAAGGGAAAGUAGAAGAGAUACAUGAGACGAUCGACAAAAAGACGAUUUUUAAACAGUAUUAACUAGGCUCUCGAUUCGUUUCCGUCACGUUACCGAUGUCAGAAAAUCAUCACACCUCGUGAACAAAAUUAAUUAAUCGUAAAAAUAAUUUCUUCGCUGAUAAUUUGACGUGAUCACGCCUUUGGUCAUUAAUAUAUGUCUGUGUCAGAGAAGAGAAAAAAACGAUGAAUUUCGAUGUUUUUAAAUCUGAACUAGCGUAAGCGAUAAUUAUAUAGACGAUAAAGUUGAUGUAAAUGUCAAGGGGUUAUAACGACAAGAAAGACAGUGAUAUAUAAUAUAAAAUAUAUAUAAUAUAAUAUAUUUACGUGUAAAUAUAAAUAAACUUAAGGCACAGAAUAUAUUAAGUAAUUUUUUUUAUA
Cataglyphis hispanica is the source of this 9829-nucleotide messenger RNA. Its product is annotated as sortilin-related receptor-like. The transcript has 10 exons. Gene Ontology annotation, molecular function: protein binding. Gene Ontology annotation, biological process: post-Golgi vesicle-mediated transport. Lineage: Eukaryota; Metazoa; Arthropoda; Insecta; Hymenoptera; Formicidae. Gene Ontology annotation, cellular component: membrane; Golgi apparatus. The record is from RefSeq and is a predicted model, not a curated record. Bases 22 to 6576 code for a protein of 2184 amino acids.